This is a messenger RNA of Amphimedon queenslandica, 810 nucleotides long. Its product is annotated as retinoblastoma-like protein 2. The record is from RefSeq and is a predicted model, not a curated record. Lineage: Eukaryota; Metazoa; Porifera; Demospongiae; Haplosclerida; Niphatidae. The transcript is spliced from 8 exons. Gene Ontology annotation, molecular function: RNA polymerase II transcription regulatory region sequence-specific DNA binding. Gene Ontology annotation, cellular component: chromatin; transcription regulator complex. The coding region runs from base 142 to 810 and encodes 222 amino acids. Gene Ontology annotation, biological process: negative regulation of G1/S transition of mitotic cell cycle; regulation of transcription by RNA polymerase II; cell differentiation.
UCUCUCUCCAGGUCUCGUCCCUGUACUUCCAGUCAGUUGUUUCAUUUUGGUUGGAUACUCUACAUUCACAUUAAAAAUCAGUUCCCACUCAUAAGUGAUGAUUUGGUUAAUUCUCAUUAUUUAUUAUUAUGUUGUAUUGACAUGUUAUGUGCAGCUGCUGUCAUCGGAAAAAGACACGAUCUAUUGCGCAAUGACUUCACACCUCCCUCUCUCCCGGCAGUCACACCUGAUUGUGACUCCGCCCCCUCGUUAAUAAUUGACGACUAUCCUACUAUACUGCCAGAACUAUGCAGGCAAUUUUCAGUGAUAGAGAGGGAGUGUCUGGUAGUGAGAGACUAUUACUGGUGGCCUUCAGUGAGACGUCUCUUUGAGUCUCAGGUACUCAUUGGUACUUCAUUAAGAGGAACCCACAAACUCAGUUCUCACGAUCUACUCACAUUCAUAAUACAAUCAGCAACCUUUCAAACUAAUUAUCGUUCAUUAAAGCAGACCUAUGAGUUGGCAAUGUUAGAAGAAGGUGAGUUUGAUGAGAGGGUGUUCCUUAACAGUUCAGAGACUGAUCAUGAGGAGGAGGAGCUCCUGGGAAGAUCAGAUGAACAGAAUGAGAGAUUGGAGCCAAUCGGUGUCAUUUAUCAAUCUCCCCAGUAUUUGCAGUAUGGUACUCCGUUAAGCGGAAGAGAAUAUUUAUCAACAAGAGAAAACAAGUUGACUCCAGUAUCAGAUGCUAAUCAAUCAGUGAUACAAUUACAUUUAUUAUUAGAAGAAUCACUACCAGAACCAACUGACAUCAUCUAUAACACGUGCAGUUAA